GUCGCUUGGCGCUUGGUUUUAAAGUUAACGAAUUGUGUUACUUGGUUUGAUGAGUUUGUGCAGAAGAAAAACUAAAUUUUGUAUUAUCAAUUAAAUUGUUAAAAACUCAAAAUGAAGGCAGUCAGUAGCAGCGUUCGCACACCUAUGCGUGUUUUCAAGACGCCCCGCGCUCCAUUGACCGAUAGGCAGCGAGAGACAGUAGAGAAGCCUCGCGAUCCUGUACAUGUAUAUUGCAGAGUGCGACCACUGCAAUCGGAAGGUGAUCUCACAGGAAUGCGCGUAAAGAACUCCACGACAAUCACAUUAACGCCGCCAGAUCAGCUCCUCCAUCACAAGCAAUCGGCACAGCGCGAAAUACAGUAUAUAUUUAAGCACGUCUUUCAGUCUGAUUCCACGCAGCAGGAUGUGUUUACGGCAGUGGCUCAGCCGCUGGUCGAAAAUCUUGUACGCGGUCGUAACAGUUUGCUCUUCACGUACGGAGUGACGGGUAGCGGGAAAACCUAUACCAUGACUGGUAAUUUAAGACAUCGUGGCAUUAUGCCACGUUGCCUAGACGUACUGUUUUGCACCAUAUCAGACUAUCAAGCAAAGAAGUUUGUUUUUAAGCCAGACAGGCUAAAUGGCUUUGAAAUUUUAUCUGACGAAGAUGCGCUGCUCGAGCGACAACAGGAAAUGAAUCAGCGGUUCGCCGGAGCUGGCCGCUUCGCCUUUCGACGCAAAGACUCUGACCCAGAAAUUGCGUCGCAAGCCUCAGUUGAUCCAAGGCCGGUGUUGGGAAUAGAUGAGGACAAUAUGUUCUCGGUCUUUGUCACCUAUAUCGAGAUUUACAAUAACAGUGUCUACGAUCUUUUGGAGGACUCGGGCAUACAGAAGACUUUGCAAAGCAAAAUCAUACGUGAAGAUGCCAACCGCCAAAUGUUCGUUCACGGUGUCACUGAGGUUGAAGUCAAGACAGUUGACGAAGCUCUCGAGGUGUUUCAGAUGGGACAAAAACGGAAACGCAUGGGUCACACCGUUUUGAAUUCCGAGUCAAGUCGUAGUCACUCUGUCUUCAAUAUCCGUCUGGUUCAGGCUCCCACUGACUGCCAGGGCGAGCAUGUGGUCCAGGACAAGCACACAAUCACGGUCAGCCAGCUAUCUCUGGUUGAUCUGGCUGGCAGUGAACGUUCCUCGCGCACAAAAAAUACGGGAAUUCGCUUGCGCGAGGCUGGCAACAUAAACAAUUCCUUGAUGACGCUGCGUACUUGCUUGGAGUACCUGCGUGAGAAUCAGCAAACACCCUUUGGCAUAGCGCCCAAGAAAAUUCCAUAUCGUGAUUCGAAAAUCACACACAUGUUUAAGAACUACUUUGAUGGCGAGGGUCAAGUUUCGAUGAUUGUGUGCAUCAAUCCGAGAAUCGAGGACCAUGAAGAGAAUAUGCAAGUUAUGAAAUUCGCCGAAAUGACCCAAGAGGUUCAAAUAGCGCGUGCCACCCCAAUGAAGACAGAUCUAGGCUUAACACCAGGACGUCGGAAGGCAAACAAAAUGUUUAAGAUCGCAUUAAACAACCUCAAUGAACUUGGCGUACCAGAGGCUAAAGAAAUAGAUGUAGAUGUGGGUCUUGUGUACAGUUUAGGACCAGAUUUUCCCAGCUAUCAAAUGGAUAGUCCAGAAGCUGCAAUGAAAAUACAAGAACUUAUGCAGUACUUGGAGCAACGCAUAGAAAAACGCAAAAAGCUGCGCAGCAAUAUGGACAUAAAAUGUAACAAUUUCCGUCAAGUCAUAAUGAAUUUGGAAAAAGACAACUUGCAAUUGCGAACAGAGUUAGCAUCUCUAAAAGCCGUCUACAAACAAGAACGCGACCGUAGUACAGCUCUCGAAAAUAAGGUGCGCAUUCAUGAGAGUUCCAUAGAUGUACUCAACAACAGCCUGAGCAAGCGCGAAAGGCAAAUAGAGGAAUUGUCCCAGAAAUUAAAUGAAAAGGAGAAUAUGUUAACGCAAAAGGAGCACGAAAAGGAGAAACAAAAGAAAAAAUUUAGCUCGAAACUUGCUGUUGAGUCCGAUAAAAACAAGCGGGAAUUUGAAGUAAAAUUACGAGAGCAACGCGCCAAACUGCAGGAACGGAUGCGCAUUAAAGAUGAGAAGCUGCGCCUUGUGUCAAAUAUUCUUCAGUCCGAAGAUCUGCCAAGUCUGCCGCGGUCUCAUAGUACAGAGGAUAUGCUUGGAGACAAGGAUCGCGGUGCGAUGACUGCGCGCACCGAAUCCUCAGUGCCAGUGACAACGCGAACUGAUAUUUAUUGCACGCCCCGUCAUGGCGUCGCUGCUGCAAAUACCAGGCAUCGACGAUCACGUUCUGCGGGCGACAAGUGGCUGGAGCACCGAGCUGCCAAUCCCGUACCACUGGGCACCAUUAUGCAGCCGUACUUAAAGAACCGAAAAUCGGUUACAAAACUUACCGACAUGAAGGAACUAACCGGGCAUGGUGCCACCAAGUACUGUCUCGUUGCCCAGGAGGCCGAUACUGAUGGCGAUGUGGAAACAAAGCUAUACAAGGGUAACGUGAUUCCAACCUGUGGUGGUGGCGCACAAGUUGUAUUCGACGAUGUCGAGUGCUUAAAGCAAAAAUCACCCGUCCACUCGCCAACUCGCAAGCGCCCAAGCAAUGGCAAUUUAUCGGGACUUGGAGCAGUGGUGCCAAGUACAGUGACAGUGACGUCUGUACAGGAUGUUGCCUCACGCUGCAAUUUGGGCAUUGAGGGGCACAGUAGCAAGAAAUCGAAGAUGUGAAUGAAAUGUCGACCAUCGCAAAAACUUACGCUAUUUAAAGUAUAUUAGUCAUUUUUUAGUUAUUUUUCCUGUCGUUAAAUUGAAGUUCUUGUAAUCAAUUGAGGAUUUGGUUAUUAUGUAUAUUUAAUACUCAUUUAUAUUAAAUUUGAAAGAAAUUUGAAA
Molecule: messenger RNA, 2928 nt
Organism: Scaptodrosophila lebanonensis
Lineage: Eukaryota; Metazoa; Arthropoda; Insecta; Diptera; Drosophilidae
Gene: pav
Product: kinesin-like protein KIF23
Exons: 6
Coding region: 112-2766 (884 amino acids)
Biological process (GO): microtubule-based movement
Cellular component (GO): kinesin complex; microtubule; nucleus
Molecular function (GO): microtubule motor activity; ATP binding; microtubule binding
Source: RefSeq, a predicted model, not a curated record